AGCAAAGUCCAACGCGACGUGUCCGAGUUAGUGCGAGAGGCUCUCGCCGUGUCGUGAGAUGGUACGUCCAAUGGGUUCUAACUUCUACGAAAGAUUAGGUGACCUUGUGAAAACACUGCGAGGCACCGAAAUUUCGAGUUUGCGUCCUGGAACUUGCAGUCAUACAUCUCCAAAUACAAUCCACUCUGAGUUGAAUCACGGGUUCGGCCUCAGCUUCCCUGUCGCGUAUCACGACAUUGAAACAGACGGCGCGGUUCAACCUAUCUCCUGGACCGAAGAGAGCCACGGCGAUGGUUUGCGCGAAGUCACCGAAAGACCGAGGGACAUAUGUGCUCAGGUGGAUCUCAAGGAGGUUCUUAAAUACGUUGAAAAAUAUGUGGCAUCCGGAGAUCACUUCUAUCUAUUCAUGAGCGACUUCUUCCAUGACAAGAAAUCCGCAGCCCGAUAUCAAACUCUAAACAGGGCCUUCUACUACCGCGCCCGGUCACCCCUUAUCGACAAAAGCCUGAAAGCCUUGAUAAGCUAUUGUCUGUUCUUCCAGGUCCUUGGAAUAGGACAAACCGCCGGUGCGGUUCGGACGGAGCAGCGCCGCUUCGGCCUCCCAGCAGUGGCACCACCUUCAGCAGCGGAAGCUACUCGAAGAGCGCUCGCGAUUUCAUGCCAGGGUUGGCUUUACGACAUCGAAAAAUGCUUUGACGAACGGAGAGAACACAUCCAAUGGGUUUACGCAAUUGUGUGUAGGAUUUUGGCGGUCUUUAUGGAGUGUCGCCGAUUCGAUGUACUGAAGUUCCAAGAAGACUCCGAAAUCAUUCCCCAGAUUGAUCGGGUGAUGCUGAAACUGAUGAAGGUUACCUUUGGGGAUCAAAUUGCUCGCGGUGCCUUCGCACA
Cladophialophora immunda is the source of this 888-nucleotide messenger RNA. RefSeq lists its product as uncharacterized. The transcript has a single exon. The record is from RefSeq and is a predicted model, not a curated record. NCBI's taxonomy places the organism in Eukaryota, Fungi, Ascomycota, Eurotiomycetes, Chaetothyriales, Herpotrichiellaceae. The annotation marks the transcript as partial.